Diaporthe amygdali is the source of this 3165-nucleotide messenger RNA. RefSeq lists its product as uncharacterized. Gene Ontology annotation, molecular function: ATP hydrolysis activity; ATP binding; ABC-type transporter activity. Bases 1 to 3165 code for a protein of 1054 amino acids. Gene Ontology annotation, biological process: transmembrane transport. The record is from RefSeq and is a predicted model, not a curated record. The transcript is spliced from 3 exons. Gene Ontology annotation, cellular component: membrane. NCBI's taxonomy places the organism in Eukaryota, Fungi, Ascomycota, Sordariomycetes, Diaporthales, Diaporthaceae.
AUGGCCCCUUCGCUUGAGCUACUGCUCAAGAUCUCCUAUUAUGUGUACCCGACUCUCGUCUUCGCUUACUACAUCGUCUGUUACGCAUUCGCAACAUGCACUCUCCAGACAACGCCCUCGAAAGAGCAGCACCCUCGCCGCCGUCUCAUGACAACUCUGAUGCUCUUUGCUAUUCUCACUUACUUGUCACAAGCGGUGCUCAUCCUUUUCUCGCCCGGUCCCGUUCGACAGGACGCCAUCGUCGGUCUUCUGGCUUGUGUUUUGGUCUAUGGCCUUGAGUUGGCAAUCUUGCACGACACAAAGUCCCCUCUGUGGUAUAUUUACCUGGGCUCAUACGCCGUCGCACUUAUCUUCGAUCCUCUGCUGGAAAUAUCGUCUCUAUAUCUCAACCCAAGCGCCUACUUGAAAUCCAUCUACUUUGUGGAUGCCUCGCUAGUUGCCACACGACUUGUUUGCAUCAUCACCGCUCUCAUCACCUACUUCGUUUGGAGGGAGGGAGGAAAGGCCCGGGAAUUCGGAAGUGACGCAGAGCGUCAGUCUCUGAUUCGAAAGAAGGCUUUAGGAGACUCACAGGACACUCUUGUCUCAGACUAUGGCGCCACCGACGGCAACUCGGAUGAUUCUGCAAAAUCGUCAGGCAAAGCCCCCGAAUGCGAAUGGGAACGCCGCCAGCGUCUGGCCAAGGAGCAGAGAGAUAAGCGCCUCAAGGAGACAGGGUCCUGGUGGACUUAUGCACUGGGCUUCAAACUUUUCAUCCCUUAUGUCUGGCCCGUCAACAACCGAGGCCUGCAAAUGCGCGCUGCGCUUGUCGGAAUUUGUCUUCUCGCCAACAAUGGACUCAACGUCUUGAUCCCGACCCAGCUCGGCACUGUUAUGGAUACCCUCACAAAGUCAUACCAGGGUGACGAGGCGCCCGCAACUUAUUGGGACAGCCCGUGGGUCCAAGUUCUUAUUUUCGCAGGUCUGAAGUUGAGUGCGUCCGAAGCUGGUAUCAGCCUGCUUCGACGGAGACUAUGGAUGCCUGUCGAAUUCUACGCCGACCGUGCGAUAACUGAGGCCGCGCAUUCUCACGUCAUGAACCUUGAUGCCAACUUCCACGACACACAAAGUCUAUCAGACGUGCUGGUGGCCAUUCAGAACGGCCAAAGCAUAAGCAAUAUGCUGGAGACUAUCUGCUUCGAAGCCCUGCCGAACCUCAUUGACUUGGUCGUUGCUUUCAUCUAUCUUACCUUCAAAUUCGGCCCGUACGAGGGACUCAUCACAAUCAGCACUUCCAUAGUCUUCCUGUACAUUUCGACUACUGUCAUAGCGCGCCUUCGCUCCGCCCGCGAGACCGAGAUCUCGGCUUAUUUCGAGGAACAUUAUGUUCUGCAGUCGGGGAUAUCUGGAUGGACCACUGUCAGCUCGUUCAACCAAGUUCAAUACGAGGAGAAUCGGUAUUCCUCAGCAGUUCAGGACAGGAUCGCCAAGCAGAAGGUUGUUUGGGUUGGCUACUACGCUGCUCACGCCUUCCAAUACCUCGUCCUGCUCGCUGGUCUGCUUGCAGGUCUAUUCCUGGCCGUUUACCAAGUCUCCCACAAGAUCACUACUGCUGGGGACUUUUUGACACUCCUGACCUAUUGGUCUCAAUUGAUGGCCCCUCUCAACUUCUUCGCUGGCCUGGGCCGCAACAUUUCUCGUGAUCUGCUUCAGGCCGAGCGACUGCUCGAUAUAAUGCAAACGAAGUCGAGCGUCGUCAAUAAACCAAACGCGCCCCCCUUCCAAUUUAACGCAGGCGCUGUCGACUUCAAAGGUGUCAAAUUCUCUUACGACAACAAGAAGCAGGUGCUGAAGAAUGUCAACUUCUCCGUGGACCCGGGACAGACCAUCGCCUUCGUGGGACAGACAGGCGCCGGCAAGAGCACCAUUCUAAAAUUACUGGACCGCUUCUACGACGUGACCGAAGGCGCCAUCGAAAUCGAUGGCCAGGACGUUCGUGAGGUUGACCUACACAGUCUUCGAGCCAACAUCGGGGUGGUCCCACAGAAUCCCAGUCUGUUCAAUGACACAGUCAUGAACAAUAUCCGGUACGCGAGGCUCGAAGCAACCGACGAGGAGGUUUUCGAGGCAUGUCGAGCCGCAGCUAUCCAUGAUCAAAUCCUUGGUUUCGCGGAAGGUUACAGCACGCGUGUUGGAGAACGCGGCAUGAAGCUGUCUGGCGGAGAACUCCAGAGAGUGGCAAUCGCCCGGGCGAUUCUCAAACAGCCAAAGAUAGUCUUGCUGGAUGAGGCAACGAGCGCGAUCGAUACUGAGACAGAGUUCCAGAUUCAACAGGCUCUACGCCGUCUUUGCAAGGGCCGCACCACAUUCAUUGUGGCUCACAGGUUGUCCACUAUUGUCAACGCCGAUCGGAUUGUCGUGGUUAUGGGCGGCGAGAUCUUGGAGCAAGGCAAUCACGAGACACUCAUAUCAGCCGGAGGCAAGUAUGCCGAGCUGUGGUCCAAGCAGAUCUUUGUCAAGCCCAAGGAACAAAAUACGGUUGAGGAGGUUGAUAUGAGUGAUGAGGAUAGGCUGAAGACCCCUCAGGCAACAACCAAGUCGAAUGCAAACGGUGACGCUGCAAACGGUGACGCGGCAAAGGGCGAGGGAUCUACCGAAGAUGGCGUGAAGCAAUCUACGGAGGCCAAGACGCCGUCGGGACACAAGAAAGAGGGAUCAAAGCUAAAUCCGGGCGCCCCCGAGUUCACGCCACGCUCUAUGGCUGCUGGACCAUCGGAAGUUCACAGCCCAGUGUCCAGGGCUCAUAUGGGCGGCCUCUCACCAGUGCGAAUUACGGCACCAAAGGCGAUCACUCCGACCAAGGACCGUACCGUCGACGAUCCCAUGUGUUCCCUGUCCCCAGCGCCCAUAGAGAUGACAUCGGCCACGCCAGUCAAGAUUCUGGCUGAGGGUGGCCCUAUUGUCUCACUACCCGGUCUAACCCGCCGCUCCUGGACGCAGAGCACUUCCGAGGGAAGUGUCGACAACGAUUUCACGCCGGCCAAAGACGCGACGAAGCCAGCAGCUAAGCCAGCAGCUGAACAGAAACAGCAAACCCGAAAGGUCAGCUAUAAGAUACCCCGAUAUACUGGUGGUCGUCGGAACCAGUCCCGAAGCGAACCAUUCGACAGCAAUACCAAGCCUUGA